AUGUCGUCGAACCUGAGGGCAGUCCACGAGGAAUGUUCGGCGAGGCCGGGGAAACGCGAGGCCGCCGUCGGUAGUCCUCCAGCGCGGCCGAGCUCGUCUUGUACAGAUGGGGCUGUGGCGUCAACGCAUGCCGACACAACCCCGACUUCUGCGCGAGAUGCAGAUGCAAGUCCACAGUUUUCUCUCGAGCCGUACGGAGCAGGCGAUUUACGACUUCUCAAGUUCCUGGCAGACGGUCGCCCGGUCUGGGAAGCGCCGCCGGCGCGCCCACCAGGCGGCAUGAUUGCGGCAGAUGCGGAUUUUUUCUUCCCAGAACAGGGCAGUCCCCCCGCCCCAGGUCGCAGGCCUGAGGAACCCACUCUCGAGGCGACGCAACUGACUUCGCCUGCGUCUCCGUCCCUUCUUGCCUCGUCGCUGGUACGGGCGAGACGAGGCGCACAGGCGGAACGGGCGAAUGCGGAGGAGGAACGGGCGAAUGCGGAGGAGGAACGGGCGAAUGCGGAGGAGGAACGGGCGAAUGCGGAGGAAGGACACGUAGAGCUGCCUGGGAGUGACGCUGCGAGUGUGCGCGCCGAGGCGUUUCGCGCCUACCUCGAAAAGGCUGCGAGGGCCAGCGCGGCGUACCCGCCUCUGGAUCUUUUGCAGCGCGCCGAAGCUCUCUGCGUGGAGGCGGAUGCACGGCACCAGGAGCAGCUGAAGGCGUCGGAUCCGUGGGUCAAGAACAAGGGCGCAUGGGACGAGGCGGUCCAGAAGCGAGACGAAGCCUCGAAAUGGUUGUCAGGCGCAGGGAUGCUCUUCGAUCUUCUCCUCGGCACGGCCAACGCAGCUCCGGGCCAGAGAUUCCUGCGGCUGGUCGAGGCGAAGGACGAGGUCGACGAGGAGGAAAUGUGGCAGAAGCUGCUGAUUGGACUCCACGGCCGGCGCGAGAUGUCUCUGGAGCUCGAAACGCAGAUCGCCGACGCGCGACACCAGAUGCUGAGGACUCCUGCGGGGUUGCCUGGCCAACGGACGUGGGUGAACGUCCUGCGCCGGUUGCAGACCCUGCGCUGGGUUCUCGUGAAGAAAAGGUACCAAGACGUUGAGUUCUCCCAGUCCGACGCAAGCUACCCGUACGUCUCUGAGGUGUAUGUACACCUCCUUCAGAUCCCCUCGCGCUGUUGGGGAGCGAUGGUCAGCACGGUCGGGUGCAGCCUACCGCUGCCGCCUCCGCGCGUCUUUGGCGACCACUUUGUUCUGCUCAAGGCGACUUUGAAGGACCAAACAGACGAACAGACCACGGCGGGUCGCGAGAAUGCGGCGCCGCAGCGACAGACUACGUGCCCGUGGGGGUUCGUCUUAGAGUACGACGAACAAGCGUCAGCGGCUGUGGAAACAAGGUCACUUCUGCACAUCAACGUCCGUCCGCUGCUGUCCUCUCACCUCCUCGCGGGUUCGUCGACGCGUUUCGCAUCCCCCGAAGCCUCCUCGUCGCCGCCGUCCUCUCUCUUUCCGAGGCCAUCCACUUGCCUUCCGUCUGCGGCAGGCCUGCUGGUCGACGAGACUCCCGCUGUGAGCAGCCCGCCGUCGCCGCUCUCCGACACAGAGACGAAACAAGAAGCGGAAGUGACUCAAGUGGCCAAUGCUAUCCACCGACGUCUGCAGAAAGCCCAGUGGUGUCUGUUGGACAGAUGUUGCUUCCACGUGCUCGCAGCACAGGCAGAGCGCAUGCGCGUCCUCGGCGAGCGAAGCGCGACCGCCGUUGCGUCGCGAACGUCAGAAGGCCGCUUCCCCGGAGGAGAGGACGCGAAUGGCAGUAACGUGGACGCGGAGCGCCUGAGGAGGCGAAUUACUUCCGAGUGCCUCCACGUCGACUCAAAAAGAAUCCGAAUCCUUCUCCGAGGCGUGCCCAUGUCCCCACGCUACAGUGUGCAGGCGCCCGUGGCCCAGGCCUCUGGCGAAGGAGGGGAUUCCACAGAUACUGGACGGAGAUCCAACGGUAUAGGGAACGGUGUAGACGUAGCAAUGAGCGACGGAGCCGGCACGUCGGAUAACGCAGCUGUCCACAGCCACUCAGCCUUGCCACCGGAGAGAAGAAUCAGCAGCCCGGGCUGUAAGUGUGCUGUACAUACACUCGAUUUCGUGGUUGACAUAGCUUACUUGCCUUCCGAUGUGGACGGCCAGCGACGCUGGGAAGAAACGGGUGUUCGCACUUCAAAUUUAAAUCAAGGGACAGGCGCCCAGAGCAGCACUGUGUUCGCAGAGGACGUGUCUAGGACCGGGUGGCGAGGAACUGCUAGAGGGUCAGAAGGCAACGUGGAGCGGAGGGAAGGAAACGCUGAGGCUCCUGCACAUUCCACUUCAAACGUUGUGAGACAGAGAUGCAGCCUUUGCCGGUGCUGUAGUGUUUGCUUGCAUGAAGCGACAGGAGCACUUUUCGAGCAAGCACAGAAAGUUGCGGUUCUUCAGCUUCGCCAGUUUUUCCUUGAAACUUGGGAGUACGAGGCCUUCGAACAUCCCAAGUUGUGUGGGGAGCUCGCAUUCCCGCCGCCUCUCCUCCACUUCGCUUCACCGGUGGGGGAUGGCGCCCGGGAGGGCCCGAGUAAGGCUGGGCGAUCCGCACCGCUUCGCGGGGAAGAUUUCCUCCUCACCUUUGUGAGUUGGUUAGCGUCCGAAGGCCUGGACUUUGUAUGA
This is a messenger RNA of Neospora caninum, 2670 nucleotides long. RefSeq lists its product as hypothetical. The record is from RefSeq and is a predicted model, not a curated record. The transcript has a single exon. Lineage: Eukaryota; Apicomplexa; Conoidasida; Eucoccidiorida; Sarcocystidae. Bases 1 to 2670 code for a protein of 889 amino acids.